Tuber melanosporum (Perigord truffle) is the source of this 1885-nucleotide messenger RNA. RefSeq lists its product as uncharacterized. The transcript has 3 exons. Lineage: Eukaryota; Fungi; Ascomycota; Pezizomycetes; Pezizales; Tuberaceae. The record is from RefSeq and is a predicted model, not a curated record. The coding region runs from base 366 to 1589 and encodes 407 amino acids.
GCACUUCGUUCCCUUGACGACUUCUUUGUUACCUUCGAUAGGUUUGACCUUUCACACACGCCAGCGGCAACCCCCCUUUGGAAUCUAUUCUGUGAAUAAAUUCCAUAUUCCAUUCCUUACCGGACUUCCAGGCUACGGUGUAUAUCUUAACUUAAGAAUUUAGAUAAUUCACAAAAGUUUGUCGGACUGUAAUCGAUCCACUCAUUCUUUUAACGAACUAUCUCCAUAUCACUCGAAGCGAUAGCGAGACCUGCAAGUCCAGGACAAAUCACAUUCUCUUUCCAAUAAAGUCGUCGACAAAAAGAAGCUAGUCUUUUUUUUCUUCUCUUUUUUUUUUAACCAAAGGAACCAAAAGUCGUUUGUCAAUGAAGUUCUCAACAGCAACCGUCGCCGCCUUGUCGGUUUUCCUCCCUCAGAUUGUCUCGGCGCACUUAGUCAUGCUCGAGCCAAAGCAGUGGUUCGUUCCUGAAGUCAUCCGUGGUAGCGUCGAGACCAGUGAUAGUCAGCAGCAUCCUCUACAAGCCGAUGGAUCGAACUUCCCUUGCCAUGGCGUUGCUCCAGAGGGCGUUGUGGCAACAUAUGAGCCUGGGAGUACACAGAAGCUCAAGCUCCAGGGUACUGCAGUGCACGGUGGUGGAUCCGGUCAGAUGUCCAUCACCUACGAUCUCAAUCCCACGAAGGAUUCCAAGUUCCGUGUCAUGCAGUCGUGGCAGGGAGAUCAUCCUAUCAAGGCAGUUGGUAACUUGGGGCCUCAGGACAGAGAUCCACAAAAUCUUGGAGCGGCGUUUCCCUUGGAUAGUGUCAAUCCCCUUACCUUCAAGGUCCCGUCUAACCUUCCGAAGGGCAAGGCUGUAGUAGCCUGGACUUGGUUCAACAGGCUCGGCAACCGGGAAAUGUACAUGAAGUGCGCCACCGUCGAGAUCACUGGCCAGGAGACUUCCACCACGGGCUUCGAAGCCCUCCCGGAAAUGUUCCGCGCAAACUCCGGCAACGGCUGCACAGUCCCGGAGGGCGUCGAAUCCAUCGCAUUCAAGAACCCAGGGCCUGAGGUUGUCGGAAAGGGGGUCACCCCCGUCGCCUGCGACAAUACGAAGCCCGGCACUGGAACACCAACAACCCCCGGCAACCCCUCGAGCAGCAGCGUUGUUGCCAAACCUCCGAGCAGCAGCAGUGUCGCCAGCCCCCCGAACAGCAGCAGCAGUGUCGCCAAACCCCCGAGCAGCACCGUUGUCGCCAAGCCAACUGGUACCGGUACUGGCUCUGCUCCUUCUUUCACCCCUACUUACACCCCUGCUCCCCCAACGCAGCCCAAGCAGCCCAGUGGCACCCAGCCGGCCGCUACCACCCAGACCCCCGCUCCUUCCCCCCCUGCUCAGCCCGAGGCUGGUGGUGCUUGCGUUGAGGGCGCUAUCGUUUGCAAUGCGGACGGAACCUGGUCUCAGUGCGGGUCCGGCCGCCUUCAGAACAUGGGCCCGAUCGCCCCCGGCAUGACCUGCAAGAAUGGAGCUUUCGCGCGCCAGAAGCGAUCCAUCCGCUUCUCGCACGAUCACAUGCGUCGUCGUCACGCUGGCGCCGAGGUCUCGCAGUAGAACAAAUUGGAGUUGGCGGUUUGAAUUUCAUAGACCGGGAAGCGGGUGCACGAAUCUUAGUAUCUUUUCUCAUUUCUUCGUGUUUUUGUAUUAUUACUUUCUCAUUUCUUGUUUGGUCAUUUUUUGUUAUUUUUUGAUUGGUGUGGGGUGGGGGGCAGGUGUCGAUUAAAAUUACAAACAUGGGAAGGAGUGGAAAAAAUAUAAAAAAGGUCGUCGAACGACAUUUUAGUUGUGCGUUUCGGGGUUUGUAAUAUAACUAUAUACAGUGCCUUUGGAACUUUUUAAAAAACAUUUGG